AUGGAGCCCAACAAUUUGCCCGUUAUAGCCAAGAGGUUUUGGAACGUCGUCAGGGCGGCUCUCUUCAUGCUGCGACAAGGGAUUUCCAAGAAAAAGCUCAUGCUUGAUCUUAAUCUCCGUCUGAAGCGCGGUAAGAUUGCCGCCGGCAAGGCCGCCGUGCACAACCUCAUCUUCCACCACCACCACCACGCUUCCACCUCCUCCUCUUCCUCCUCCGCCGCCGCCACUGAUGCUACUACGAAAGACUGCGGUGGAGAUCUCCCCGCCGCCGCCUACGCCGACCUUUCAGAUGCCUACGAGUUUAGCUGCGAGAACAGCCCCGCUCGUGAGCGCCGCGGCGGCGGCUUCCACCUCCCCAACCUCAACUACCUCAGCAUUCUCAAGAAACUGAAUAAACACCUCCGCCUCUCCGCCUCCUCCGCCCACGCGCCGCCGCCCACGGAGGAAGAGAUCAUGAUCGCGGCGGAGGAGAUCGUCCUGCAAAGCGCAAUGGCGUCCCCGGCUCUUCCCGGCUUCGGGAGGACUCCGUCAGUGAGGCAAUUGCGGGUGACGGACUCGCCGUUUCUGUUCAGCGACGCCGGCGGCAGCAGCCACGUCGAUGAAGCCGCCGAGAAUUUCAUCUCCAGGUUCUACGACGACCUCAGGCGCCAGAAUGCCGAGCAAUAG
Ipomoea nil (Japanese morning glory) is the source of this 666-nucleotide messenger RNA. RefSeq lists its product as uncharacterized. Bases 1 to 666 code for a protein of 221 amino acids. The record is from RefSeq and is a predicted model, not a curated record. NCBI's taxonomy places the organism in Eukaryota, Viridiplantae, Streptophyta, Magnoliopsida, Solanales, Convolvulaceae. The transcript has a single exon.